Molecule: messenger RNA, 1791 nt
Organism: Anguilla anguilla (European eel)
Lineage: Eukaryota; Metazoa; Chordata; Actinopteri; Anguilliformes; Anguillidae
Gene: rxrgb
Product: retinoid X receptor, gamma b
Exons: 10
Coding region: 345-1712 (455 amino acids)
Biological process (GO): positive regulation of transcription by RNA polymerase II; response to retinoic acid; anatomical structure development
Cellular component (GO): nucleus; RNA polymerase II transcription regulator complex
Molecular function (GO): nuclear steroid receptor activity; nuclear receptor activity; zinc ion binding
Source: RefSeq, a predicted model, not a curated record
AUAGGCUAAAAAGUGCACUUGUAAGACGGAUUACGAACGCCAUUUUGGAUUUUCUUUUUUGGUUUCUUUGUAAAAAUUGAUUCUUUUCUAUGUUUUGCUCAUCGUCGGGACCAAAGAUUGUAACUGCUCUCCUCCGCUCACAGACACGAUACUGAAUAAUGCUGUCAUUGGGAGAAUCUGAGCUAUCGCCACCCCCUUAGCGGGGCCCCAACGUUGUUGCCAGCGUUGUUGCAGUAGGGAAAGUUGCAGUCGGCCCGAGAAGAGGAAUUCAGAGAGAUGCUGCUGUCUUGGACGGCGCAGCUAGAGCAAUCAUAGGAAAACGACACGGCAAUAAUUCACACACUAUGGAUAAUAAUGACCCCUAUUUACAUCUAAAUUCCUCCGUUUCCAUGAACUCGUCUCAGCCUCAGAUGAACUCCGUAGCGCGACACCCCUCCGUCAUCAGCACUUCAGUCAACCCCUCCCGGCCCCUCCCCUCCCCGAUGAGCACAAUGGGCUCCCCACUGAACGGGCUGGCCUCGCCCUACUCCGUCAUCUCGUCCUCUCUGGGGUCCCCCACCAUCUCCAUGCCCCCCACGCCGGGAAUGAACUUCGGAGCCCUCAGCAGUCCUCUGCAGCAGAUGAACUCCAUGAACAAUGUGAGCAGCACGGAGGACAUCAAACCUCCCCCUGGGCUGACGGGCCUGGGCAUGAGCUACCAGUGCACCAGCCCAGGGUCCAUGUCCAAGCACCUGUGCGCUAUCUGUGGGGACCGCUCCUCAGGAAAACACUACGGCGUGUACAGCUGUGAAGGCUGCAAAGGCUUCUUCAAGCGCACCAUCAGGAAAGACCUCACUUACACGUGCCGGGACAGCAAGGAGUGCCUGAUCGACAAGCGGCAGCGCAACCGCUGCCAGUACUGCCGCUACCAGAAGUGUCUGGCCAUGGGCAUGAAGAGGGAAGCGGUGCAGGAGGAGAGGCAGAGAGGGAAGGAGCGGAGCGAUAGCGAGGUGGAGUCCACCAGCUGCUUUAACGAGGAAAUGCCCGUGGACAAGAUCCUGGACGCCGAGCUGGCCGUGGAGCCAAAGACCGAGACCUACGUCGACGGCAGCCCUAGCAACUCGACUAACGACCCCGUCACUAACAUUUGCCAAGCAGCGGACAAGCAGCUCUUCACCUUGGUGGAGUGGGCAAAGAGGAUCCCGCACUUCUCUGAGCUGCCGCUGGACGAUCAAGUCAUUCUGCUACGGGCAGGCUGGAACGAGCUGCUCAUAGCCUCGUUCUCUCACCGCUCGGUCACGGUGAAAGACGGCAUCCUCCUGGCCACCGGCCUGCACGUCCAUCGAAGCAGCGCCCACAGUGCGGGGGUGGGCUCCAUCUUUGACAGAGUCCUGACAGAGCUGGUGUCCAAGAUGAAAGACAUGCAGAUGGAUAAGACGGAGCUGGGCUGUCUCCGGGCGAUUGUCCUCUUUAAUCCAGAUGCGAAGGGUUUAUCGAACCCGUCGGAGGUGGAGGGUUUGAGGGAAAAGGUUUACGCGUCCCUGGAAUCUUACACCAAGCAGAAAUAUCCUGACCAGCCUGGCCGGUUUGCCAAACUCUUGCUCCGCCUGCCAGCCCUCCGCUCUAUUGGGCUGAAGUGUCUGGAGCACCUCUUCUUCUUCAAGCUGAUUGGAGACACUCCCAUCGAUACCUUCCUGAUGGAAAUGCUCGAGGCUCCGCACCAGAUCACAUGACACAAGCUGGCACCCUUUGUAAAUAAUCCCAACCCCAUGUAAUUGAUAUAAAGAUAAAAAAUGAUUAAGUUGUAAACUA